Molecule: messenger RNA, 306 nt
Organism: Wallemia ichthyophaga EXF-994
Lineage: Eukaryota; Fungi; Basidiomycota; Wallemiomycetes; Wallemiales; Wallemiaceae
Exons: 1
Coding region: 1-306 (101 amino acids)
Source: RefSeq, a predicted model, not a curated record
AUGGGUGCGAGUAAUAAGAAAGCCGAUUUGAACGUUUUGCAGAAGAUCUCCAGCAGCGUCUCUGUAUUAGCACUAGAAGAGCUUUGGAGUUUAAUAUUCACCCAAAUGGUACAAGAGAAGGCAUCAGUAGGGGAUGUACAACUCAUCAACAAAGCUGUUGGACAGUUGGUGAGCUCUACAAGAAAUCUACCAACGGUUGACACUAUGUCUAUGUUAUCUGCUGCCAUGUGGGCUUUAUUACAGGGCAAGAAGGAGAGUGCGUUGCGUUUGGCAGCGCAAUUAAGUGGUAGAACGGCGUCUUUGUAG